AUGUCCGACAAAGAAGGCGCCGCUCCCGCCACCGAGCACCUGAACAUUAAGGUGACUGAUAACAACAACGAAGUUUUCUUCAAGAUCAAGCGCACAACGCAGCUGAAGAAGCUUAUGGAUGCCUUCUGCGAACGCCAAGGAAAGCAAAUGUCUACUGUUCGUUUCCUAUUUGAUGGCACCCGGGUUCGCCCUGAAGAUUCGCCCGAAACUCUCGAUAUGGCGGAUGGCGACACCUUGGAGGUCCACCAGGAACAGAUUGGAGGUUGCUAG
Penicillium crustosum is the source of this 270-nucleotide messenger RNA. Its product is annotated as SUMO family protein SMT3. The coding region runs from base 1 to 270 and encodes 89 amino acids. Gene Ontology annotation, cellular component: septin ring; nucleus. Gene Ontology annotation, biological process: protein sumoylation. NCBI's taxonomy places the organism in Eukaryota, Fungi, Ascomycota, Eurotiomycetes, Eurotiales, Aspergillaceae. The transcript has 2 exons. Gene Ontology annotation, molecular function: ubiquitin-like protein ligase binding; protein tag activity. The record is from RefSeq and is a predicted model, not a curated record.